Messenger RNA from Thrips palmi, 2229 nucleotides. Its product is annotated as putative inorganic phosphate cotransporter. The transcript is spliced from 7 exons. NCBI's taxonomy places the organism in Eukaryota, Metazoa, Arthropoda, Insecta, Thysanoptera, Thripidae. Gene Ontology annotation, molecular function: transmembrane transporter activity. The record is from RefSeq and is a predicted model, not a curated record. Bases 291 to 1883 code for a protein of 530 amino acids. Gene Ontology annotation, biological process: transmembrane transport; monoatomic anion transport.
GCCCGCGGCCGUCCAAUCCGAAUCCAGCCCCAGCCCGGCCAGCAGCCCCAGUCAGUCGCAGUCGGUCAAGUCAGUCGGUCGUGGUGCAGCGCGGAGCCUGAACAGGCCAACAGGCGCGCGGCGUCUUGGCGUGCGCGACGGGGAUGCGAGCAGCGAGCGUGUGAGCGUGCGCGUGAGAGAGAGGGAGAGACUGCGGCGCACACGAAGAGAGAGAGAGAGAAGGACGCACGCUCUUGCUGUGCCGUGCCGGUGUUUCGUGAACAGGACACUCCCUCGCCCGCGCCGCCACCAUGUUCCGUAUCACCAUCGACUGGAGGAAGGUGUUCCAAGGAUGCAUCCCGCAGCGCUACGUGCUGGCCGUCAUGGGCUUCCUGUGCCUCGUCAACAUGUUCACCAUCCGCGUCUCCCUGCACGUGGCCAUCACGGAGAUGGUGCUGGAGAGCGAGGGCAACGGCACGCUGGGCGCCGAGGCCGUGGGCGACGCCCUGGACAGCGUCCUGGACAACGCCACCACGCCCGUGUUCGUGGACCCCUACGCCUGCCCCGACCCGGCGGACAUCGUGGGGAAUGCCAGCACGGUGCGCGCGCCCCUCGUAGCGGCUGAGGACCGCUUCGCGUGGAGCGAGGAGGUGCAGGGCGUGCUGCUGUCGUCCUUCUACUGGGGCUACGUGCUGACGCAGAUCCCCGGCGGGCUGGUGGCGGACCGCUUCGGCGGCAAGCACACCCUCACGGCCGGCAUGGUGGUGUCCAUCGCGGCCACGGCGCUGUCGCCGCUCGCCGUGCGCAUGGCCGGCUGGCCCGGCAUGCUGGCGGCCAGGGUGGUGUGCGGCCUGGGCCAGGGCGCCAUCUUCCCCGCGCUCAACGUGCUGCUGGCGGCCUGGGUGCCCGUCGAGGAGCGCGGCAAGCUGGGCGCCCUGGUGCUGUCCGGCUCCAACCUGGGCACCGUGGCCGGCACGGCCAUCAGCGGCACCCUCAUCCACCUGCUGGCGUCCUGGGACGUCGUCUUCUACUCCUUCGCCGCGGCCGCCAGCGUCUGGACGGCGUGCUGGUGCCUGCUGUGCUACGACUCGCCCGCCGCGCACCCCUACAUCACCUCCAGCGAGAGCAAGUACCUGCAGGACAAGCUGAGCCACAAGCACGGCAAGGGCAGCGGGCCCGUGCCCUGGAAGGCCAUCCUCACCUCCUUGCCGCUGUGGGGCCUGGUCGCCAAGACCGUGGGCCACGACUGGGGCUUCUUCACCAUGAUCGCCGACCUGCCCAAGUACAUGAAGAGCGUCAUGAAGUUCCGCAUCCAGGAGAACGGCUUCCUGUCGGCGCUGCCCUACCUCGCCAUGUGGCUGUGCUCGCUGCUGUUCGGCUGCCUGGCCGACUGGCUCAUCAAGACUGACCGCAUGUCCAUCACCAACACCAGGAAGCUGCUCACCACCGUCUCGUCGCUGGGCCCCGCGGCCGGCAUCAUCGGGGCGUCCUACGCGGGCUGCGACCGCUACCUGGUGGUCUCGCUGUUCACGCUGGGCAUGGCCUCCAUGGGCGCCUACUACUCGGGCACCAGGGUGAACGCCCUGGACCUGUCGCCCAACUACGCGGGCACCAUCAUGGCCCUGGUGAACGCCAUCGGCGCGCUGUCCGGCAUCGUCACCCCGUACCUCAUCGGCGUGCUCAUCCCCAACAGCGCCAUGGAGGAGUGGCGGGUCGUGUUCUGGAUCACGGUGGCGGUGCUCGUGGCCACCAACAUGGUCUUCGUGGCGCUGGGGUCCGGCGAGGUGCAACACUGGAACGAGCCGGUGCGGCGCCCCGGCCAGGAGGAGGACGCCAAGGAAAAGGACAAGGACUCGGACGGGGAGCUGCGUCUGGAGAGCUUCAGGUACAUCCCGGAGCAGUAGGCAAGGAAUUUUCAUCAUCGUAGUCGUUCAGGAUGCGGCGUCAUUCACAUUUUAUAAGACUGAAGAAGCCAACUGACUCUAGCUGUGGGAGAAGUUGGUUCAAACUUGAUGCUGAUCAAAGUAGGUUUUAGUCAAAGUCGUUGACCACUUUCAGCUUCCUCAUUCUAUUCCUUUCACAUGCAUGCUCAAUGAAUCUCUUCUGAACAGAUUCACUUUUAUUCUUAUGACGUGUAACCCUUGUGUUUCUUUUUAAUUCAGUUUUAUCUACUUGAUUUUUAUCUGGUUGUUAGUAUGUAAGUUAGGUGACAUUCGUGUAAAUAAAGUAGUUCUAAGAUGGAACAAUGAA